UCCGGAAGUAGAAGUCAGCCCCGCGAGUUUCCAUCAAAAGGGAAAAUCCUAAAUACAACACAACAAAUAAAUCAUACAUACAUCAAAAUCAAAAAAAAAGAGAGUUAAUUACAAAUUACAUACAAAUAUUACUUGUAGUGCUAUUACAGGGAUAUAAAAGCAAAGUAAUUUAAAUUCAAUUAAGCGACAAAAGUGUUUAACAAUUAAAAUAAAUCGUGUGUGAGUGCAGUGGUCAUAAAAAUAAUUCGUGCCGCAACAGCAGGCGACAAUUAAUUUUGCGCAACAACAGCCGCGACAACAGCAAUAAAAACCACCACAACAAUAACAAUAACAAUGGCCAAAUGCAAUUCGACGCGUCAAGUGAAUUAAGCGAUUUUUAAAGCUUUACGCUAAAUGAAAUUUGAAUUGCCAAAGUGUUCACUUGUGUGUGCAAAUUAAAUUACGCAAAUCAAAUAAAUGUUUUAACGAAAUAAAAAUAAUACCCCAAGGAAUAAGGAGAAAGAACCAAAUAAAAAUGUUGUUAAAAAAGUACCAACUACUGUGCAAAUAAUUCAACGAGUAUAUUUAGCAACGAGCAUUGAUAAAAUUAAUUAUAGAAAAUAACGCAAAUAAAACAACGAAAUCAAUAAAAUGUUUAUUUUAACGGUAAUAAAAUUGCUGCUGAUAGCGCUGAAUAUAUUUCCCAGUCGCUUCACAAAUCGACGGAUUAUGUUCCUCAUCUACAUGACAAAUCUGGUGACGCACGUCAUGAUGGAUGAGCCACGCUUUGCCCAGCCGAUACCAAACGUCACCGUCGCCGUGGGUCGAGAUGCCAAUCUGCCCUGUGUAGUGGAGCAUUUGGGUGGUUACAAGGUGGCCUGGAUUCACAUCGACAGGCAAAUGAUACUGACCAUCCACCGGCAUGUGAUAUCGAGGAUUCCAAGGUACAGCAUCACCUACACCGACAAUACGUGGCUGCUGCACGUCAAUCAGGCUCAUCAGGACGAUCGCGGCUACUAUAUGUGCCAGGUCAACACGAAUCCGAUGAUUAGCCAAGUCGGCUAUCUACAGGUGGUCGUGCCGCCAAACAUUUUGGACAUUGAGAGCACGCCAUCGUCGGUGGCCGUGCGCGAAAAUCAAAAUAUCAACAUGACAUGUCGGGCCGAUGGCUUCCCGGCCCCAAAAAUCAUUUGGCGGCGUGAGGAUGGCGAGGAAAUUGCCGUCGAAAAGAAGAAAAAAGUUCUCGUGUACGAUGGCGAUGUCCUGCCACUGAGCAAAGUGAGCCGGAAUGAAAUGGGCGCCUAUCUGUGCAUCGCCACCAACGGAGUACCGCCCUCGGUGUCCAAGCGGAUCAUUCUCGAUGUGGAGUUCUCUCCGAUGAUUUGGGUGCCGAAUCAACUUGUUGGCGCUCCAUCCGGCACAGAUGUAACCAUCGAUUGCCACACGGAGGCGCAUCCCAAGGCCAUCAUCUAUUGGGUAUACAAUUCGGUGAUGGUAUUGCCGAGUAAGAAAUAUAAGACCGACUACACGGAGAACUCCUAUCGUGCCCACAUGAAGCUGACGAUAAGGAACCUACAGUAUGGUGACUUUGGCAACUAUCGAUGCAUCUCGAAGAACUCGCUGGGGGAAACGGAAGGCUCCAUACGUGUUUACGAAAUACCUUUGCCAUCCACGCCAUCCAAGCAGGUGACCCACACCACCGUCGAGUCCAGGGAGAACAAUAUCAUACCCCCAUCACGCAACGACACAACGAAGUCCCUGCAAACGGAUGUGGGAUAUGCCAUGAAGAACGAUUUAUAUCCUGGCUCGGCCUCCUCAUCAUCCUCGGGCGGCAGUUCCUCGGCGGCCUCGUCCUCGUCCUCGACCUCGAUGCAGACCUCUGCACUGCCAGGCGGGGUGGCGGGAAAUAGUCUAUCAUCUGUGGGUUCCAAGGGAUCCCUGGCGAUAGGAAAGAGCACGUUCUACACGGAACGACCACCGAAUGAGUAUGCCUCGUCAGUGGCUGGCCUGCUGCUCCAUAGAGCCCUGCUCUUUGGCUCUGGAAUCUAUCUGACCCUGCUUUGAAAUCAAUAAAUCAUUUGAGUUACUCAAUAAGCAUUUCGAAAAUGCAGCCAAAGGGGGUAUAGAAAAACCACGGGGGAUAGUUUAGGUACAUCAACAUAUUUCAUAGCUUAAAGUAUAUUACAAGUCCCAAUAAUAAACAUAAACAAAAAUGCUUCAAACUUGGCUCACUUCAAAGCUAUAGGAAUUUGUAAAGUUAUAAAAAGAAAAGGUAUUUUGCAAAACAAUUAAAUGCUCAAUGUAUGUAUAGUAUAGUUCUUAUUAAAAUGCUAAGCUUAAGAUAAACCAAUGUAUCACUUAUAGGAAGUGGUGUGACAAAUGAAUUGUACAAUAUAUGAAUUAUAUCUUACAUUAAAUGUAGAACAGAUGGAUUUGUUUAAACAGAUGUAUUUCGUUUGCCCAAAGGCACAGCUUUUCUAGAGCAGAAAUGGUUUUAUUACUUAUAAUUUAAAAUAAAAACCUUUACUUUCAACAUAUCUUAAAGAAGGAAGCACUGAAACUUAACUUGCUCAUAUCAUAAACAAAGUGGUAAAGUUUUCUUUUGAAUUCAACAUAUCUGAAAAAUGUUAAACUAUUGUUAACAUCCCGACCUUAAGCAAGCGGCUUUCUUUGUUCGAUUUCGUGACAAACUUUUUAAGCCCUUUUCUGAAAUGCAUUGAAAAAUUCCAAUUAAUUUAAUGAAAGCAAGGUUCGCCCAUCGACGGCUCUGAAUUUUGUUGCCAUGCGGCAUUAAAACGCCUUGAAAGUGUCGUUUACUUCACCAGUUUCCCUGCUGCCAGGUGCUGUGGUAAAAAAUUUGCAAUAAUAAUUUGCCAUACCUUGAUUCCGUUUCCUGGCUCUCGGAAACCGCCUCGUCAUCCUCAUCGUCGCCAUCGCCAUCGUCAUCGGCUUUUGUGCACUUCCAUCACUUUUUAAUAAAUGUGCAUGCUAAUUAUAUUAUUACUCAUACGACCCGUUGCCAUGUCAGUCUGUCUGUUUCGCUGGGGCUGCCUCGCCGUGCGAAAUACUUGCAAUUAAUUUCAGCAUAAAAUUGCGCGGCCUGCGGUCCCCCGACCCCACACAAUGACACACAGUUAACAUGUCCAAUUUAUUGGCCAUAACUCAUGCCCGGCAGCUCGGCCAAGGAGUGAGUGAGAAGGAUCCUGGAUACAGGAUACAGGAGCCAGGAUCCACGAUUCGUGGCCAAUCCAGAGACAGACAACCGAGCGCCAUCGACGAGGCAAAGAAAAAUGACAUUAAGGCCAGAAGAUAUAUGGCCCAUUUGCAUAUAGGUUCAUGUAUAUGUAUAAACACGCUAGGGGGUUGCAGCAGGCUAAAGGCCUGCCAAUUUACUGUAUUUAUGCCCCGGCCUCGUCGUUGCACGAUUUUAAUAAUUCAACUUGCGUUGCAUAAAGUUUGCAUUGACAUAAACAUAAUGAACGAUGGAAAACCGCAUGCGAAAUUGCCUUUCUCCUGUUGCCCUUUUCGUUUAUUAACAUUGUUAAUGCCCAAAAGGAGAAAAGCACAUUCGGCAAGCGUUGAAAAUAUUGAUAAUCAACAUUGUGCCCUGUCCUCGAUGUGUCGACGUUCCGACAAUAACAAAAUUAAUGCAUUUUAUUUAAUUUCCCCCCGCACAGGGGUGUAGGGAAAAAUAAGGUCGCCCGUGCAGUUAACUCGAACAAUGAAGCUAAUUAAGCAUUAUAUAUGCAGCUGAAAAGGCGACAGGCCAAGGAUAUAUCACAAUCUUUAGGGAGUCAUAUAUCUAUCAGUAUUUAUGCAUUUAUUAUUUAUUUAAAUUGCCACGAAUAAUGAACUAAAUUUCCACCCAGUUUGUGCGGGGCCUGCUCGUCAAAUGUUUGCGAAAUUCAACCGCACAUUUAGUUUUUAAUUAGUAAAUUGCGCUAAUUAAAAUUGCAGUUAUGUUUGUAAAUAAUACCUUUUAAUUGAGGUCAUACCAUUUUUGAUGUAACCGAACACAGUUGUAAAUAAAUGUCGGCCCUUUUAGUUGCGUGUAAAUAUGAGAAAUAAUAAUUAAUGCAUCAGAUACUCACUUCAUACAACAACAAUUGAAUCAGCCAGAAAGUAAUUCCAAAUACAUUAGUCAAAAACUCUGGCAAAUUAUUAACUAUACUAAAAACAUAAUUCUGUAAAGUCUAGAAAAUACAUAAUGAAUUCAUACUUGGCAAGAAAUACAAUAAAUAAAUAACAUAUUCAAACUAUAUAGCCUAUACAAAGUAAUUGUACUGUUUGUUGCCUGUAUUUUAAAAUUUAGCUGAACAUCAAAUGAUUAAUAUGUAAAAUGUUUAACGCUUUUUGUGCGAAUAAAGAGAUAAGAUCGGAUGUGUUUUCCUAUAAAGUUGACAUUAUGUAAUAUAAAUAAAAGUAAAUAUUAUAAAAAAUAGAUUCUGUAACUGAACAUGUUCCUUUUUGUUAGUUAUAAUUAUUUGUAAAGUGUUUUUAUUUAAAAGUUUUUAAAAUUUUAUGAAUUAUUUUUUUUAGAAUCCAAAAUUGUUACUUGUUAUUAUUUUGAAAUUAGUUAUUAAUUCCAAAAAUUAAUGUAUAAUAACUUGUUUUUAAAAUUGGCGGACCAGUUCCUUGUUUAAAUUUAAUAUAUAUUUUUUGUACGAAUUGAGCUGAGUUCUCAACGCUUGACUAUUGUAAAAUAAACAAUCUCAAAGGAAAAACAAAAUUAAGCUAAAUUUAACAAAUCUAUGAUUAAGAUUGAUCAAAUUUAAAUGUAAGCAGUUAUAUAAUUAUGCGAUAAUAAUUAAACAAUAAAACUUUAGGUUGAUUAAUACCAAAAAAAUGCGAACCGA
Drosophila subpulchrella is the source of this 4835-nucleotide messenger RNA. RefSeq names its product lachesin (gene DIP-delta). The transcript has 12 exons. The record is from RefSeq and is a predicted model, not a curated record. The coding region runs from base 631 to 2043 and encodes 470 amino acids. Gene Ontology annotation, cellular component: neuron projection. NCBI's taxonomy places the organism in Eukaryota, Metazoa, Arthropoda, Insecta, Diptera, Drosophilidae.